Rotaria sp. Silwood1 is the source of this 317-nucleotide messenger RNA. NCBI's taxonomy places the organism in Eukaryota, Metazoa, Rotifera, Eurotatoria, Philodinida, Philodinidae. The record is from the annotation of a GenBank genome assembly.
CAAGAAACCCCAGACGCCAAUAUUUUUCCAUGGAGCAACGCAUUACAUUCCGACAAUUUAUGAAUCAAUUAUUCAAUAAGGCUCCUGUUAAUCCUCCUCCACCUCCUAGUCUUCGUGAUCGUAUUCUUGGUUCUCGUUCUCCUCCUCCUCCACCCCCACCUCCUCUUCGUCUUCGUGAUCGUAUUGUUGAUCGUAUUGUUCCUCCUCCUCCUCCUAGUCCUUAUAUUGUUUUUGAUCGUCGUCGUGGUAUUAUUUUUAAUCGUCAUAUUGAUGUUACUAAUGGUCUCAGUUGCACUCGUCGUCGUCGGUCGUCUUGA